AUUGUGACAUUUAAUUACUUUAGACAAACUGACAUUUAAGUGCAAGUUACAAAAACAAUACAUUCAAACCCGAUCACUGUGAAAAAUGUUUUCUUUUGUUUAAUGUAUAAUCUUAAACUAACGGAACAAUGGUUCACUAUAGAAUCAUGGGAAAUUAUCCUCGCUUUUAAAUUAUUAUAUCGUCACCUUGUAAAAUAAUAAAUGUGAAUUAUAGUAAAUGCAAAUACAUGCAUAGUUACCUUUAAAUUAAAGAAAAGAAUAGAUGGUUUAUAUGUUAAGGUUUAUUUUUAAUAUCAGCUUCGGAACUUUGCGGUUUUUUAAUGAUUUUUAUACGGGUAUUAUAUAUAAUAACUGGAAUAACUAGUUUGGUGAAAUAGCAGAAACAAGUUCAUGGUUCAUAAUGGUCGGUUCAUGAAAUUUUGAUCAAAGAAUAAAAAUGGGGGAGUUAAUUCGACGACUCGAUUAUCAGCGAAGGACGAAGAAAUCACUUUCAGUUGACACUGGUAGCGGACAGCGAAUAAACAAAGAGCACAGCCCCCAAGUUCGCGCCGCUAAUGAGAUGGCAGUUCGGAAAAAGGAUUUGUAUGUUAAGAGUAUGGAAAAACAUAAGAAACUUUUUCUUGACAGAUUUAACUAUGACAGGAAGGUCAUUUGUCGCUUUAAAACGGAUUUGGAUGCUAAAUCUGCAGAUUUCAAUGAAUGCAAGUUUCAGCAACUACGCGUUCAGUCGUCUAAAGGCCGUCUCCAGGGCAACCAAGAGGCGGACAUAGGCCCUGUUACUGAAAUUGUUCCCAGACAAUAUUAUAGGGAUGAGGGGAAAAGUUCUGUUAAGUUUAAGUUCAAUAUGGACAGUGAUGAAAUUGAUAGUGAUUCUGAAGAGUCAGAAGACGAAGCCUUUCUAGAUAAAAGUAAAACGCUUGAACAACAGAAACAUUUCAUAAAGACUCUAAACUCGUGGACAAACAUUACGAAGAAACCACCUUCUGGAGUUCUUAGGCGGAGAAAAAUGUCACUUGCAAAUUUUGAAAGUCACCGUUUUAUUCCCGCCCGCGACGUCCGUAGAAAGUCAGCACCGCCUAAAGUAAUGGCGGCAUUACAGCCAAGAGAUGUAAGAAGUGCACCAGUAGGUUCACGGAGAAGUUCUCGUUCAAGUCUCGGAUCAGCAUCAUCAAACGAGAACAUUGAAGAAGACAAAGAGAUGGACAAAAGUGGGAGAUCAUUCAGGUUAUUACGUGAAGCAUUUAAAAAGAAAAAGAUUGAAACACCUAACCCUCAACAAGACAAACUGAAUGUAAUACGGGCAGAUCACAGGCAAAAAUCUGCUGAUUUACUAGAAAAAACUAUGGAGAAGUUUGACAAACUGUUUUCGGAUCAAGUGUUCUUGGUGUAUUGAAUAGAAUAACGUUUAGCAGAAGUAUGCUUCAUAAGAUAUUAAAUGUCAGAAAUUUUACAUCAUUAUGUAAAAAAUCAUUUUGAUUAUGGAAUCAAAUUCUAUUUAGAAUGUAGGAUUUUAUUUCCAUGGAAUGAUGUGUAUUCUUUCUAAAAUUUUCACCAUCUGCUUAACAUCCCUUUAAACGUUGAUAAACUACCUCAAAUGCGUCCAUAUUUAGUAACAUUAUGAAUAUGCUCUUUUAAACUUCGAUAUAUUUUGUUUCCAUUUCAUAAGAUACACUUUUAUGAGUUGAUUCACUUUUAUGUCUUUUGUUAAUUUCAUCAUUUGUUUUAAAUAUAUGUAAUGCAUAUGCCGUACACGGAGUACCUUUUUUUAUCUUGAACGUACCAUUUUAUAAUACUAACGUUUAUUUAAGGUAGAACGCGACACUUUCCGAACUUUCGAGUAGCGCCUUGAAAAUUGGCAUGCAAAUAGUUGACCAUAUUUCUGAUUAGGUUCCGUUGAUUUUAUUUCAAUAGUUUCAGCCAAUUUUUGUACACACGGCGUCAAAGUUGACCAUCAGAGCCCGUUUUUGAACAUGACGUCUUUGCGUAUCCUUGGCAACUGUUACGGUUAUUUCAACGCCAUUGGCGGACAAAAUAUCUUAAAUUCUACAGCAUUUGACGGAAAUUAUUUUUCCUUUUAGCUGAUAUAAAAUUUAUCGUUUUACGCCGAAAAAUGUUUGAAAAAUGGAAAGAAAAUUGUUAAUUUUGUGUUAAAUUUGACGUUCAGUUUAGCCGCAUUUUCGGCUUUAAAGUGGCUGAUUAAAAAAUUCCUGAAGUAAAUUUUUGAUUUGUUUCUUUAAACGUACUUUAAAAUGUAUACUCAGUCUAAAUGACUAAACAAAAUAGAGGGUCACCGACUCAGUUUUUUCGGUACACGUGAUUUUAUUUCCCCCACCCCUAUGGAUAAAAGUCACGCUAUCACAGGGCGUUUAUUUUUAUGUCAUUAAAACAAUCGCCCUGUGUCAAAAUCCCGCUAUAAACGAAAUUAUACGCCAUUAUGACCACUGCGGAAAAUAUAUGGAUACAAUAAAGGGUACGGAAUUCCGAAUAUUAUAUAUAGACAGGCAAAAAUAAAUUUGAACAGGACCGUAUAUCAUGCAAUACGUAUAUGACUAAUAUACCAUGGUCCGUACACUCGUAAUAUAUGGGAACUUUGUCCGUCUUUACUAAAAUACGUAUUGUUUUUUUUACUAACAAGGUCAGAUAUUACCAAAAUAUUUUAUUUUUUUUAUUCUUGUAAAUAUACAUUUUGUAUAUAAAACAGAGAAUAAGGAUGUACUUCAGAAGGACCCUCUUUCUACAAGAGGAAAGAAAUAAUAGUCUGAUCUGACAUCUGUCCCCAUAACAUUUUCAAUAAGUAUUUUUUUGGUCAAUUCUGUAAGUUCCACCAGUUCGUUUUCAUUGCUCAUCUUUUAGAAUUUACGUAGAUUAAACAUAUAUCUUGAAAUGUACUAGUAUACAAUACUUUUAAUUUUCAAUUUGGAAGGUCAAAUUUUGGGAUGAACAUGGGAGAAUACGUAUGAUCGACUGAUUUCCACAUUCC
This is a messenger RNA of Ruditapes philippinarum (Manila clam), 2980 nucleotides long. RefSeq lists its product as uncharacterized. The record is from RefSeq and is a predicted model, not a curated record. Lineage: Eukaryota; Metazoa; Mollusca; Bivalvia; Venerida; Veneridae. The coding region runs from base 437 to 1393 and encodes 318 amino acids. The transcript is spliced from 2 exons.